AUGCUCAAGAGACUCGUACUGCUCGUCGCUGCUUUGUCGUCGGCUCUGGCUCUGCCCGCAGAUAAUGCACCACGAGCCGAGUUGGUCGUGCCGCGCUCGCCCGACAGCGUAGCGACCAUCGCAACAACGAGCCACGACGAGCGUUCUGUGCUCGAUGAUCCUCACGGCAUCGUCUAUCAUGCUGACUUUCAAGGCUUCGAUACGUUCGGCAGCAAAAUCAUCGAAAUCAAAUUCGAUAUCACCAUCGAUCUAAAGACUGGAGGCACUAUCUUUUCGAACUACGCCUGGCCCGUGAAAUACAGACUGGGCACAACAGACACCGUCAAGAGUGAUCCCACUGGACGCACCCUUGUAGCAUGCUGGUUCCUCACCAUAGUUAAUCUUCUUGAUGCCAAUGUUGCCUUCUGUUUCGCUUACAAGAGAGGCGAGAAAAACAUCUACGCCUACCGAUAUGGGGAUAUGAACUGGCAUGACAGUGAGGCCCAUGUCAUCGAAGUCGAGACAGCUACGAUGACGCUCAAUGGUGUCGCUUACGAUAACGAUCCGACCCUCUAA
Molecule: messenger RNA, 555 nt
Organism: Mixia osmundae IAM 14324
Lineage: Eukaryota; Fungi; Basidiomycota; Mixiomycetes; Mixiales; Mixiaceae
Exons: 7
Coding region: 1-555 (184 amino acids)
Source: RefSeq, a predicted model, not a curated record